Gambusia affinis (western mosquitofish) is the source of this 2246-nucleotide messenger RNA. RefSeq names its product retinol dehydrogenase 11-like. The coding region runs from base 158 to 1153 and encodes 331 amino acids. The record is from RefSeq and is a predicted model, not a curated record. The transcript has 7 exons. Lineage: Eukaryota; Metazoa; Chordata; Actinopteri; Cyprinodontiformes; Poeciliidae.
GCGGUACUUCCUCUGUGUGUUACGUAUCUGUGGGUGGCAGACGAGCUUUUUUGUAACAAGUUGUUUAGCUUGUUCUUCUGGUGCUGGUUUGCUGAACAGACUUGAACAGAGCCUGCUAUUCUUUAUCCAUCCAUUGGAGUACAGCGAUAGUAAAGCAAUGGAGGCCAUCACCGCUACAAGGUCAUUUUUGCUACAGUACCCUAAAACUAUCGCUGUGGUCACACUUACAGGCGUGGGUGUGUUUGGAUUUAAGAAAUGGAUGGCCGGCGGUGUGUGUCGCAGCAAAGCCCGCUUAGAUGGAAAGACCGUCCUGAUCACCGGAGCCAACACUGGAAUUGGCAAAGAGACCGCCAUUGACCUGGCCAGAAGAGGUGCGAGGGUAAUCCUGGCCUGCAGAGACAUGGACAGAGCUAACAAUGCUGCAGAGGACGUUAAAAAGAAGAGUGGAAAUAACAACGUUGUUGUCAAAAAGUUGGACUUGGCUUCCCUGCAGUCGGUGCGUCUGUUUGCAAAAGACAUCUCAGCAAGUGAAAAGCAUCUGGAUGUUCUCAUCAAUAAUGCAGGGGUUAUGUGCUGCCCACAAUGGAAAACUGAAGAUGGGUUUGAUAUGCAGUUUGGUGUGAAUCAUCUUGGCCAUUUCCUUCUAACAAACUGCCUUUUGGAUCUCCUAAAGCAGUCAGCACCAAGCCGCAUUGUCAAUGUUUCCAGUUUAGCACAUGAAAGAGGUCAAAUCAACUUUGAUGACAUAAAUCAAGAGAAAAACUAUAAUCCUUGGAGAAGUUACUCUCAAAGUAAACUCGCCAAUGUCCUCUUUACAAGGGAACUGAGUAAAAGGUUACAAGGUACUGGAGUAACAACGUACAGCCUCCACCCUGGAGUUAUUCGCACUGAGCUUGGCCGACACUUCUGGCCCACCAUACCCCUGUGGAAGAAAGUGUUAUACAAACCAUUCAGCUUCUUCAUUAAGAAUCCCACAGAGGGCGCACAAACCACUAUCUACUGUGCAGUGGAGAAAAGCCUGGAAAAUGAGAGUGGAUUGUACUACAGCGACUGUGCCCGUAAAGCUACCGCCCCUCAGGGACGUGAUGAUGAAGUUGCCAAGAAGCUGUGGGAUCUGAGUGCCUCCAUGGUGGGUCUGACACAGUCAGAGUGACGCACAUGAUGGUGGCGAUGGCUGUCGUCGUCUUCACGGCACCAAACUCAUCGCAAAGCCACCCCAAUAAUGAACCGGCAGUCUUUCUGGCGAGCAACAGCGUGACUUUUAACAAAUAAGUUCGCAAGCAAAACACAGAAAUUCAUGUUUGAUAGACAUUUAUUUAGAAUGUACAACAAACUACUUGCAAAAAUACUAUCUAUUCAGCUAUGUUGUAUUUUCUCUGUUUAAAAAGUAGCACUGCUUCACAGAUAAGUUACAUGGAAGCUGCACGAUCCUUAAAUUGUCAUUAAAUGACAUUUCACCAGUGUCUACGCAGACUGGGAAUUUAUAUAUUAUCUGCUUUUACAUGAAAAAACAUUUAAGACAUGAGCUUUCAUUAGACUUUCUUUUUUUAACACUGCUAAGGUUGACAUUUUUUAUGAGCAUUAAAAUGUUGUCAAACAUCAUAGCCUAUUGUCUUGCCUAUAAGGCAUAAUGUUGAUUAAUAUCAUGUUCACUCAUUCUUUGUCUUUGUUUUGCUUUAUGUCAAAUGACUAAUGUAGACAUUGCUGAAGGGUAGUUCAAUAUUUUUGAAGUGAGAUUCUGCUGAGCAGUAAAUAUCUUUACAAAAUCUUUAUAAAGUCAAAAUUCAUCCUAAGUCAACUAAACCUUGAUCCAUAAUGUCACAAACAGCGCAAAUGUUAGCCGUAAGUGUUUCACACAGGAAGGUAAUUUGCGGCACACAACCUCCAGCUUUGAUUUAUUAUUAUAAUUUUUUUUUGUAAAUUAACUUUAGCAUGUUUGUAAAUAACUGCCCAGUGCAAACUUAAUGACAGCUUAAAAGUUGAUUAAAUAUUACUGGCAUAAAAUUGCUAUGACAUUUUAUCGAUGUGAGUUCCUUUAUGACACUUGCUAUGAUCUCUCUUGAUAUUACCAUUUAACUUCAUCCUCAGGAAUUUAAUAAUCUGGAUUUGUACUUAAUAAAGACAAAAAGAAUUAUUAUCUUCAGGUAAGAAAAUAAUUACUAUCCCUUUAACAGAAUAUCACUUCAAAAAUUCAGUAGGACUAUCCUUAUAAAUUCAUGAACAUAAAUGCCUUCAUAUAAUAAAUA